GGCUCCAACCGGAAUUCCCGAGUCCCCAGAUCCGCCCCCCACAGGGAAAUUUGCGCGUUCUUCCUGCCCUUCCUCUACAGGCCUUGCUCCUUCCCAAGCAGAUUUUUCUAAAAUACAAAUCCCAGUGCACUCGGCACCCACUUGGAGCAAUUGAGAGCGUUUUCACCAAACGCCGUACAUAUGGCGUCGGAUUGUGCAACCUGAAAACGCUCCUGUUGUUUUUCGCAUCUGUACAGUGGGUGAAUCUUUUUCACUUGACACAGCCAAGCUGUCAUUCCUGUUGAUUUCCUAGAGAUGUCAUUUGUCCAAAAGCGCUGAGGGUUUUGAUUCCCACCAUGGCUAUCACACAGUUUCGGUUAUUUAAAGUUUGUACCUGCCUAGCAACAGUAUUCUCAUUCCUAAAGAGAUUAAUAUGCAGAUCUGGCAGAGGACGGAAAUUAAGUGGAGACCAAAUAACUUUGCCAACUACAGUUGAUUAUUCAUCAGUUCCUAAGCAGACAGAUGUUGAAGAGUGGACUUCCUGGGAUGAAGAUGCACCCACAAGUGUAAAGAUUGAAGGAGGGAAUGGGAAUGUGGCAACACAGCAAAAUGCUUUAGAACAACUGGAACCUGACUAUUUUAAGGACAUGACACCAACUAUAAGGAAAACCCAGAAAAUCAUUAUUAAGAAGAGAGAACCAUUAAAUUUUGGCAUCCCAGAUGGUAGCACAGGUUUCUCUAGUAGACUAGCAGCUACACAAGAUAUGCCUUUUAUUCAUCAAUCUCCUGAAUUAGGUGACUUGGAUACCUGGCAGGAAAAUACCAAUGCAUGGGAAGAAGAAGAAGAUGCGGCCUGGCAAGCUGAAGAAGUUCUGAGGCAGCAGAAGAUAGCAGACAGAGAAAAGAGAGCAGCAGAACAACAAAGGAAGAAAAUGGAAAAGGAAGCACAGCGGCUAAUGAAGAAGGAACAAAACAAAAUUGGUGUGAAACUUUCAUAACAAAAUGUCCUUCAGAUGCAUAGUGCCAGUGGGAGAAAUGUGAGCUCCACAACCCAAGCAACAUUUGUAUGGAGCUAAGAGUAUUUUCAGAAUGCAAAUACAGUGCUUGAUUUUAAUGCAUUCAUCAGGCCAUACAGGACACCAGGAUUCUCUCAAAG
This is a messenger RNA of Balaenoptera acutorostrata (minke whale), 1135 nucleotides long. It is a transcript of the gene EBAG9, whose product is annotated as estrogen receptor binding site associated antigen 9. The record is from RefSeq and is a predicted model, not a curated record. Gene Ontology annotation, cellular component: secretory granule. NCBI's taxonomy places the organism in Eukaryota, Metazoa, Chordata, Mammalia, Artiodactyla, Balaenopteridae. The transcript has 8 exons. Bases 336 to 977 code for a protein of 213 amino acids.